GUGCAGAAGGCAGAUUUGAGUGCUGCAGUCACGGAGAGAGAGGGUUUGGCGGCGGGAAGGGCUCGGGCCGCGAGCGUCCCGCUCUCCCGGCCGCUCCCUGUGGCACCUGCGGGCCGCGCGGGGGCGCUGCCGGGCCGGGGGCGCCGCUCCACGCCGGCCGCUGGGGGGCGCUCUGCCCCGUGCCCCUCAGCGCCGCGAGGCUCAAGGAGCGCGGGGCGGGCCCGGCACCGGCGCCGCCCGCAGCCUCCCGAGCACUCGGGGAGCGCUGACAGCCGACACUUGUGCCGCUCCGCAGCCGCCGCCAGGAUGAACAGGGGCAUCUUGCACACGCUUAAAACCAAAAAAGAACUUAUUCCCCUGGCUGGAAUAAUUUCCUUCGCAGCAAUUGGGGCGUUCUCUUUUUGUGUCCAUUCCCUAUUCCGCAAAUCUGAUGUCAUCGUUCACAAGAUUGGCAGCCCAGAACCAUGGGAGACUAUUGAUCCUGCCAAGCCUCAGAAGCUGGUAACAAUCAAUCAGAAGUGGCAGCCUAUAGAAGAGCUGGAAAAGGUCAAAAAGCUUACGAAGUGAGAAGUUUCUGUUGCCUCAAAAAGGUACCCUAUGAAUCUAGUGGAAUCACUUCUGCACAAACUUGACUACUGAAAUCAGUGUGCGGAAAUGCUUCUGCUACAUUUUUAGGGUCUCCCUACAUUUUUUUGGACUCUGGAUGAGGAGUUUCAUGUUGCUUUAGAAGCUGGCAUACAGCAUCCAAAUAGUCCAAAAAUCUGACUCAAAAUAUUAAUUUUUAAUAGGCAUUUGAUGUAAAUUGUUGAAUAUUCAGAUGGUGGUUAUGGAUUGAAAAAAGCCUUCACAGUUUUUGUAGAAUUUCAGGGUUUGUUUCAAAAUACAUUUGUUUUCUCAUUUUAUUCAUUUUUCGUAAAAUAAAUUCUAAAUUUAUACAUUUCAUGUAAAUUACCCAAAAGCCUUUCUAAAUUGGGAUUCCUGGUGUUUCAAUGCUAUAUAGAGAGCAAAGUCAUAGCCAGAGGAUGUCUUUGUAUGGCAGCAUAUGUGUUCAUAAAGUACCCUUGCAUUCCUUGUCUGUAUUAGAUGUGGUGACAGUUUAAGUCAAAACUAAUGUUCUGCUUCAAAUGCUGAAACUUACCCACUGAGGAAUCCAAGAGGUUAUUUAAGGGUGGAUUUGAGACUGCAGAUUUAGAACCUAAAAACCUAAGAGUUAAGUGUGGCUAGAAGGGAAAUGAAAAUAAGGUAAUUUCUGUUGUAUUUAAAUGUUGCUCAUUAUUAAAUUUUUUUAAGUUACUAGAAUUAGAAAACUUGCAUUAUCCAAAACGACAUAGUGUUAAUUUCUUCUUUUUGUGCGAGGUUGGUUGAGUGUGAGCUCCAACGUACUGCACAGUUAACAAUAUUUUUUUUCAAUUUAAAGAUUUUUACCUGCUGUUAGGAAUAUCUCCUUUAUCAAAUAAAAACUAAUAGAUUGAAAUUAGAAAUUAUUCUGUGAAGAGACAAUUCCUCUUUAAGUUUCUGUGUGUUGCUUGUGGAUUGGCCAGGGAAAGAAUGUAAUAGGCAGACUCCCAGUAAAUUAAUGAGAUAAUAGAUGCAUCCAAUGGCAGAACAGUCCUUUUGUAGAUAUUUUCUGGAUGUGCCCUCUUCUGAGCAGUUUCCCAAUCUAUUCCACAUUUCCUUUACAAUGGAUGUUCAGAAUUCAUAUUACUUUCUGUGAGGAAGAAAGCAAAAGUGAAACAACUGCUAAUUGGAAAAAGUCCCCUUAAAUGAGUAAUAAUCAAGUGCUUUAGGUUACUCUGCUGCAGCAAUGACAAGCUUAAGUUAGAAAAGCUGUCUCCUGAAUUCUCAGAUAGUUUGGCUUCAGAAGCUUUAUAUUUUCUUCCACCAAGGAAAAAAAAAUAGUUUAAAUGUUGCAUAAAUAUUUGUUUAUCAAGUAAGGAUGACUCAGCAUUUAUGUUUUAGAGUGAGAGUAACUACUAGUCUUCAGAAUAAGUCCUUAGCUUUCAUUUUAAGGAAUGACAUUCCAAGAAGAUUGGAUAGCAUAGAACCACAAAAAUACAGUGCUCUGAGGAAUACAAGCUUUAAGGAUUUUAAAACAGAAAACAUUUUAAAAUACUUCUCUGUAUUUCCAUAUUUCUGCUGGACUGUACCUAAAACAAAGUGCUGUGCUCUGAGUUGGUGCAUUAAUUUAAUGAGUUUGUUCUUCAGUAAGUCACUUGUUUGGUCUGCAAAUACUGUGACCUAAGUAUCUGUCCACAUUGAGGAAAUAAGUGUAAGUAAUUUUUAGUUAAUUUUUGUAUUUAGCCACAUUUCAGUGAUGUUUCCAGUAGCACAGUAAGCAGUGUGACUGCUAUCAGUCACAGGUUGUUGUUUCUCUUAUCCUGUCCUGAAGCAUAACAGCUCUGGUAAUAAACUGUUUUGCUUUGUUA
Messenger RNA from Corvus hawaiiensis (hawaiian crow), 2426 nucleotides. It is a transcript of the gene COXFA4L3, whose product is annotated as chromosome 13 C15orf48 homolog. NCBI's taxonomy places the organism in Eukaryota, Metazoa, Chordata, Aves, Passeriformes, Corvidae. The annotation marks the transcript as partial. The record is from RefSeq and is a predicted model, not a curated record. The transcript has 4 exons.